AUGGCCGAGUUUGAGGAGCCUCAGCCUUCUAUUAGGAAGCAUAGAAUCCCAUUUCAGGUCAAAAGUGUUGCCUUAAACUUCCGAGACAUCGCCAUUACGAUCGAAACUGGUGGAGUGUCAAUCACUGGUCUCGCAUUGGCCAAGGCUACGGGCUUCACAACCAUCAUCACACCCUCUUCCGACGAGAAGCUCGAGCACGUAAAGGCGAAGUACGAAGUUAAGUACACUAUCAACUACAAGAGCCCCAAAUGGGUAAGUGAGGCCCAGAAGAUUCCCGGAGGGCAGGGUGUUGACUACAUUUUAGAGAACGGCGGCUUCGGAACUAUCAAGCAAUCGCUCGAGGCAAUUGUUUUCGGUCGUGUUAUUUCAGUCAUCGGCUUUCUCUCGUCUAGGACUCAAGACAACAUGCCUGAUGUCGCUUCGCUUGCUCUCUCCAAGGCUGCUGUUGUUUGA
Molecule: messenger RNA, 453 nt
Organism: Penicillium longicatenatum
Lineage: Eukaryota; Fungi; Ascomycota; Eurotiomycetes; Eurotiales; Aspergillaceae
Exons: 2
Coding region: 1-453 (150 amino acids)
Source: RefSeq, a predicted model, not a curated record